AUGCCGAAACGAAAAAUUUGUGAACAUCCGAUAAAGCAUGCAAAAUCUACACGUGUGCCAAGAGGAGUGGUAGUUGUGUCAUCACAAUUAUCAAAAUUUUUGAUUUCUCAAUAUGAUGCGACUUACACCCGAAUUUGCUGGUUAUGUCCAAGGUGCCAUGCAUUUGAAUCGAAGAAAAUGAUGACUCAUCAAUCAAUGGAGCUCAACAACGAUGAAAGUUCAACUGAUGAUGAAGUCAUGAAAGAAGGUUCUCCUGUCAAUGAUGACAAAAUUGAUGAUGACGCUGUCAAUGUGGAAUUUGAUGAUCUGAAUGAAAAAGAGAAAGAGAAUCCUCAUAUGGACAGUGGUAUCAUAGCUGAGUCAACUUCUUAG
Molecule: messenger RNA, 372 nt
Organism: Rotaria socialis
Lineage: Eukaryota; Metazoa; Rotifera; Eurotatoria; Philodinida; Philodinidae
Source: the annotation of a GenBank genome assembly